This is a messenger RNA of Zeugodacus cucurbitae (melon fly), 5518 nucleotides long. It is a transcript of the gene Gcn2, whose product is annotated as eIF-2-alpha kinase GCN2. The record is from RefSeq and is a predicted model, not a curated record. The transcript has 13 exons. Lineage: Eukaryota; Metazoa; Arthropoda; Insecta; Diptera; Tephritidae. Gene Ontology annotation, cellular component: cytosol. Gene Ontology annotation, biological process: DNA damage checkpoint signaling; regulation of translational initiation by eIF2 alpha phosphorylation. Bases 279 to 5171 code for a protein of 1630 amino acids. Gene Ontology annotation, molecular function: ATP binding; eukaryotic translation initiation factor 2alpha kinase activity; protein binding.
CAUAUAACGAUAAAUUAUUUACACGAUAACAAACCAACAGCUGUUUCAUCACUAUUUUCUGGAGGGAAUUGCAAAACGUAAAAACAUAUUUCCGCAAACCACACUAGGAUAAAAUUAAGUUAUAAAUAAAAAACGAGGUUUAAUAUUUAAGCUAAAUCAAGACAAGUGAUGUGCAGAAAUAUACAGUAUACACUAAGAACUGAAACAACAGUUUGUGAAAAUAGCGAUUUGACUUGUUUAACUCAAAAACCCUGAAUAUAAGUGAUAAACGUCACGACAUGGCGACACCGGUGGUGAAGGAGUCAUUUCGUGAGCGUCAAAUACAUGAAUUAGAAGUGAUAAAGGCGAUUUUUGCUAAUGAUGUUGAGGUGUUACGUCCCAGCUGUGACACAGAUACGCCGGCCGCGCAAUGGAAACCAACCGAAAUACGCAUAUCACUAACGCCACUGCGCGAUUCUUCCAAUGGACAUACGGAAGCAUACGCGCGCACCAAACUACAUAUUAUCUGUCCGUCUAAAUAUCCAAAAAUCGCACCCAAGAUACUAAUAGAAGAGUCGAAAGGGCUUUCCGAUCAGCUGGUAGACGAGUUAUUGCAAAAAUUACAACAGCAAUCAGAAGAGCUGCGUGGCGAAGUGAUGAUAUAUGAGUUGGCGCAAACAGUGCAAUCUUUUCUGCUUAAAUACAAUAAGCCACCACGCGGUUCCUUCUACGAUCAAAUGUUGCAGGAAAAUCAGAAGCGUGAACAAGAACGCCUUGAUAAACAGAAACGUAAAGAAAAAUUAGAGCGUCAAACAUUGAUCGAGGAGGUUGAGCGACGUAAAGAGAUGUUCAAAACCGAAGCGAAACGACGUGGUGAGCCACGUCGUAGCAUGAGCGAAUCAAAUUAUCACGCUAGCUCGUCGGAGAGUUCCGAGAAUUCAUCGCCAUAUUAUCGCGGUCACUUUUACCCUAACAAAUGCUUGGAACAUCGCAGCAGUGAAAAGCUUUAUUUCCAUAAAGUGGGACGACAAGUACAAAGGGGUUGUUGUUUAGGUCACUCACAGAAAGGCUGUGUUGCUUAUACCGGCAUAGAUUUGGACAGUGGACAACUACUCUAUGUGACAGAGUGGACUAUAAAGUAUGCGCAAUUAGAACAAAAAUGUGGCAAUGGCGGACACUGCUAUUGGCUGGCAACAGAGCCCAAAUGCAAUGGCAAUCAUCGUGUCGAUGACGUUGUAGCCUCCAUCGAGAAACAAGUAGCGACACUUUCACAGUUACACCAUAAAAAUCUCAUACAGUACGAAUGUGUGUUGUGUAUAAAACGGAAGGAAGGUCUCAUAGUGUAUUUAGUGCAAGAUUUUUUGCUCGGCACCAGUUUGUUGAACAUAUCGUCCAGUCUGGGAUGGUGUAUCGACGGUGUGCGUAUGGUUGCACGUGGUGUGCUUGACGCGCUCGUUUUCCUACACAACAAAGGUGUCUCGCACAGUCAUCUCAUGGACAGCACAGUAUUUAUGGACAAUACGGGCACAUUGCGUUGCGGCGAUUUCUCUUUGGUGCCCAAUUUAUUGGAACUUGUGGGUGGUAUAGGUCAGCGUUCAGUGCAAGGUGAUCUGCCCGCUUUCGGCACGCUCAUCGAGAGUUUAAUGUCAUCGCACACGUAUGAGAUGCGUGAUUUUAUCGACAAGUGCAAUUCAGAUCGUACGCUCUCCGCUUCAGAACUGCUUGACCAUCCUUUUCUACAUUCAUCGUUGCUCAGUCAGGAAGAUAGAGCAAAUGCGCAACUCGCGCUUGCUUUGACGCAGAAAACACAACGGCGUAUUUCUGGUGGUACACCUGGUGCAGCGUUGCAAAAUAAUAAACAGCCACAGGGUCGUCAUGAGCGCCAACAACAACAACUGCCGGUGUCAUUGUUCGCCAUGCCUUUAAUGCCCAUGAGCCAAUCCAGACUACGCAAUGAGUUCGAAGUGCUCACUUACUUGGGCAAAGGCGCUUUUGGUGAUGUGCUAAAGGUACGCAAUAUAUUGGAUAACCGUCAGUAUGCGCUAAAACGCAUACCACUGUCAGCGCGUAGUCGCCAACUCUAUAAGAAAAUGACACGUGAGGUGGAAUUGCUCUCACGUUUGAAUCACGAGAAUGUUGUACGUUAUUUCAAUAGUUGGAUCGAAAGCAUAACCGAGGCGGAUGAAGCGGAAAUGGAAAAACUCUUGGGCGAUGAGAUGUCUGCAAGCAAUGAUGUCAGCUAUAAACCACCAAAAUCUCCACAACAUGGUUUGCCCGUAAAAUUGGAUGAUGAAAGCUCGUCCAGCAUGUGGAGCGGUUGCGUACCAAAUGCAGAUGAUUCCGACUCCGAUGGCAUUGAGUUCGUGGACUCAAAUGGCGAAAUUGUCAAUUACGAUGAUGAUGACGACGAUGACGAGGAGGAGGAGGAACCAACACGACACACUUCGAAAGGGUACUCACCCAAACCGAUGCAAGUUAUGUACAUACAAAUGGAGUUUUGCGAAAAGUGCACACUGAGAACUGCUAUUGAUGAUAAUCUGUACGAAGAUACGGAUCGGCUGUGGCGUCUAUUUCGUGAAAUUGCUGAAGGUUUAUCACACAUACAUCAACAAGGCAUUAUACAUCGUGACUUGAAGCCCGUUAAUAUAUUUUUGGAUUCACAUGAUCAGAUCAAAAUCGGUGAUUUCGGUUUAGCGACAACCAGUUUCCUGGCGUUACAAAGUCAACAUGAGCAAACGAAUCAGCAUACAACGCAUGUUGCCUCCAUAGAGGAUGGCACUGGUACGGGCAAGGUGGGCACCACGCUUUAUGUGGCGCCCGAGUUGACUGGCAACGCCUCCAAGUCUACAUACAGUCAGAAGGUCGAUAUGUAUACAUUGGGCAUAAUACUUUUCGAAAUGUCGCGUCCACCAUUCGACACCGGCAUGGAGCGUGUACAAACGAUAGUCUCACUGCGCACCGCCGCCAUUGUUAUACCAGAUAAUAUGCUAAGCGAUAACCGUUAUGAGAAAACUGUGAAGAUUUUACGCUGUCUGCUAAAUCACGAUCCGGCGCAACGUCCCACCGCCGAGGAGUUGCUCUCCUCAGAUUUGGUGCCGCCAGCGCAACUUGAAGCGAACGAAUUGCAAGAAAUGCUACGUCAUGCGCUGGCGAAUCCGCAGAGUAAAGCCUACAAACAUCUGGUGGCACGCUGCCUGCAACAGCAAAGCGAUGAGCUGCUCGAGUACACCUACCACUUCGGCAGCAGUCGCAAUAUGAAAUCCUGGAAUGCGCCCAUCUCGCUGGACGGCUUCGUAUCGUUGAAUCCGAUGUUUGAAUUUGUCAAGGCCAAGGUGGUUGCUUUGUUUCGCAAACAUGGCGGCAUCGAGGUGGACACGCCGCUACUAGCACCGCUGUCGAAACGCACCAACCCGUGGAACAACCCUGUGCGUCUCAUGACACACUCCGGCUGUGUGGUGGUGCUGCCCAGUGAUUUGCGCACCGAAUUCGCGCGUCACAUAACCAUGAACGGUGUGAAUAUGAUGCGCCGUUACUGCGUGGAUCGCGUCUACCGCGAGGAGAAAGUAUUCAAUUUUCAUCCGAAACAGAGCUACGAAUGUGCCUUCGAUAUAAUCACGCCAUAUGCGAGUAGUCCGCUCGUGGAUGCCGAACUGCUGGCGCUUGCUUUCGAGAUUACGAACGAGAUACCGCGACUGCGUGAGAAGAAUAUGCGCGUGCGUAUGAAUCACACACAACUGCUGCGCGCCAUUCUGCUCUACUGUAAUGUGCCAAAGUCCUCGUACACGGAGUUAUUUGCGAAUAUCGCCGAUUUCAUCGAGGGUCGCAUUUCGAAAUUUCAAUUCCAUUCGGGCGUCACUGUUAUUAUGGAGAAAUCGCGUUCCUCUGCCACGGCGCUUAUUGACUUGCUGCUCGCGAAUUUCCUCAUGAGCGGCACACGCAGCAGCGUCGACGAUUCGUCGCUGAAAUCGCUGAUACGUGGCAAAGGCGAAGCCGCAUCGCUGGCAAAGACUGCGCUCAGAGAGUUGGAGACAGUUGUGGGCAUAGCGCACAGUCUUGGCGUCACGUGUCCAAUACACAUAUUCGCCGGUCUGCCCAUCAGUUACGAUCGCGCCAGCAGCGGCGGCGUGGUAUGGCAACUGAUCGCCGAUCUCAAACCCAAUCGCAGCACCCAUUCCACAGUCUUGGCUAUGGGCGAACGCUACGACACGCUGCUCAAUGAGUUCCAGAAGCAGGCGCAAGGUUUCAACCAGAACAUACCCGGCCGCGUCGUAAGCGGCGCUGGUCUCUCCUUCUGGCUGGACAAACUGGUGGGCGCCAUGGAUGUCGAUUACAUGAAAGAUUGCCGCGCCAUAGAUGUGGCGGUGUGCGUGAAUGGCACGCGACCGCCACUCAAAUAUGUCACCGACAUUAUGCGUCUGCUAUGGUCCGCCAACAUACGCUGCUACGUGGUGGAGUCCGCCACUGGCGCUGGCGAUGAAGCGCAAGAUCUCGCCAAAUUGGGCGCUUUGCAUAUUAUAUUGGUGGCGGAGAAUGGCGCGUUGCGCAUACGCUCGUGGGAGCGCGAUCGUUUUCAGGAACGCCACGUAACGCGCGCCGAACUCGUCGACUUCAUACGCAAAUUGCGCACCGAAUUGGGCAAUGCGAACGCAAUCGACUACGUCAGUCAGAUAUCGAAUAGUAGCGCCGGUGGUAAUACCAGUUACAGUAGCGGCGGUGGUGGUGGCAGUAGUGGCGGCGGUGGCAAUUUCGGACGCGGCGAUAGCGGUUUGUGCACAUCCGCCUCGAGCGCGAGCAUAAAGAGUAGCUACAAUCCCAGUCAGUGGCCCAAUGUGCAGGUGAGGUUUGUGGUGCACGACAAGCUGACUUCCAACCUGCGGCGCCGCUACGAGAAUCAGGUUACACAGCAGAUGUCCAUCACGCUGUCGCAGUUCAUGAAGAAGGAGAGCGUCAUUGUGCUGGUGGUGGAGCUGCCGCCAGUCACCGUUAAUGCCAUAGUUGGUGCAGUAAAUCCACGCGAAGCCGACGAAAAGGAGACUGAAGUUGAAAUUAAUUAUGUGAUAGAGCGGUUUCCCAAGUUCAAACGGUAUAUUACCGAAAUAACAGAUGAAAUUAUCGAUUAUCUAACGGGCGAUAAGGCAUCCAUAGUUGCCUUGUACACCAUUUCCGAUUCGUACUAUCGCGUCAUCAUUUGAUUAGCACUCACGCCCAUCUCGUCUUCUGCAUUUGCACACUCAGCACGCGAUUGUGUGCAAUUAAAUUGUCUCAAUCUGCUGUACAAUGUUGUUUCAAAUCUCAUAUUUGCUUUGCUAAAGCAUUUAUUUAACGCAAUCUUCUAUUAGUCUCUUAAGUGCUGUUAGUCAAUUUGCCAACAAUGUAUUUUUACAAGCUUAUCAACUAUAUUUUUUAUUUUAUUUAACUAUUUUAUGCUAUUAAUUUAUAUUGUACAUUUACUUAUUUCUCUCAGCUGUGUCAUAUACAUUCAUACAUUUGCGUGUGGUCGAUGUUUAUAAUAAAGUUUAUAACUUCAAUUUUUAAAAUA